AUGACCGGACCUGAGAGAUAUGGGGCGUCGACGGCGACAAUUGCGGGAACACCAUUCUUCUCCCUCUUCUUCUUGCUCUCCCUUUUCUCCUCUGCCUGCGCCCGAUCCGGCGGAGGAUCCGCCUCGGCGCCCGUGAGGUUUUCUCCCUCCGACAGCUACCUCCUCAACUGCGGCGCGCCGAAGAGCACCCAGCUCGACGACGGCCGCGUCUUCCGCUCUGACCCCCAGUCCUCCUCCUUCCUCUCGACCGAUGAAGACGUGAAGGUCGCCGCUGACAACUCGACGGCGAACACUUCGGUGUCCCCGCUGUACCUCACCGCGAGGGUCUUCCCGGCGGAGUCCACCUUCAGCUUCUUCAUCUCCAAGCCCGGCCGCCACUGGGUCCGAUUUCACUUCUACCCGUUCCCCGCUGCGGACUACAACCUCAUGUCGGCGGCCUUCACUGUCAGCACCGACGAUAUCGUCCUCCUCCACGAAUUCAGCCCGCCAGCCCCGCCUUCCCCGUUCCUCAAGGAGUACCUCAUUCCCAUCGACCGCGACAGGGUGUCGCUCGUCUUCUCCCCCAGGAAGGGCCGUAUCGCGUUCAUCAACGCCAUUGAGGUCGUGUCUGCGCCCGAUAACCUCAUCGUCGACGCGGCCACAGGCAUCAAUCCCCAGGGUCAAUUCACCGGCGUCUCCAAGUAUUCUCUUGAGGUCAUGCACCGGGUGAACGUUGGGGGCCCGGUGAUCGGAUCAUCGAACGAUACGCUGUCGCGGACGUGGCAAACCGAUGCCGAGUUCUUGAAGGUGGCGGCGGCGGCCCAGAACGUCUCCGUGCCGACCCGCACCGUCAAGUACCCCGACGACGGAUCGGUCACGCCGCUGAUCGCACCCAGCGCGGUCUACACGAGCGCCAGAGAGAUGGCCGAUUCGAACACCGUCGAUCAAAACUUCAACUUAACGUGGCAGUUCGGCGCCGACUCGGCCUUCUCGUACCUCAUCCGCAUGCACUUCUGCGACAUAGUCAGCAAGAGCCUCAAUGAGCUCUACUUCAACGUCUUUCUAAAUGGUCUGACGGGGGUCUCCAGCCUCGACCUCUCGACGGCGACCGCAGCCCUCGCGGUGCCCUACUACAAGGAUUUCGUGAUCAACGGCACCACCAUCAUCAACGAGACCAUCACGGUGCAGGUCGGCCCGACGGCUGAUUCAGGAACCGGGUCUUCCAACGCCAUCCUCAACGGCAUUGAGGUCAUGAAGAUGAGCAACUCGGCGGGCAGCCUCGACGGGCAGUUCGCCGUCGAUGGAUCGUACCAUGGCGGCUCAGCCUCGGGGAGCCUCGCGAGGAGGAUUGUCUCGGGCGUGGGGCUCGCACUGGGAGCGAUGGCGAUGGCCCUGGUGGCAGUGAUGUUCUUCCGGUGGAGGCGGCGGCCGGCGGACUGGGAGAAGACCAACAGCUUCUCGUCGUGGCUCCUCCCCCUCCACAUGAGCCACUCGACCUUCAUGAGUAGCAACAGCAGCUACAGAGGCAGCUCCCGAAACCGCUAUGGAUCCCACAAGAGCAAGAGCGGCUACUCGAGCUUCUUCGCGUCCGGCGCCAUAGGCCUGGGCAAGAUCUAUUCCCUGGCCGAGAUGCAAGAGGCGACCAACAACUUCGACGAGAAGGAGGUGAUCGGCGUCGGGGGGUUCGGGAAGGUCUACAUCGGCGCGCUGGAGGGCGGAACCAAACUGGCCAUCAAGCGAGGGAACCCGUCGUCGGAGCAGGGGAUCAACGAGUUCCAGACGGAGAUCCAGAUGCUGUCGAAACUCCGCCAUCGCCACCUCGUCUCCCUCAUCGGCUGCUGCGAUGAGAACAACGAGAUGAUCCUGGUGUACGAGUACAUGGCCAAGGGACCCUUGAGGGACCACCUCUACGGCGGCACAUGCCACACCCCGCUCUCGUGGAAGCAGCGGCUCGAGGUGUGCAUCGGCGCCGCUCGAGGCCUGCACUACCUCCACACUGGCGCGUCGGAGGGCAUCAUCCACAGGGACGUCAAGACCACCAACAUCCUGCUCGACGACAACCUCGUCGCCAAGGUCGCCGACUUCGGCCUCUCCAAGGCGGCCCCCUCCCUGGAGCAAACGCACGUGAGCACCGCGGUGAAGGGCAGCUUCGGGUACCUCGACCCGGAGUACUUCCGGCGGCAGCAGCUGACGGAGAAGUCGGACGUGUACUCCUUCGGGGUGGUGCUGUUCGAGGUGCUCUGCGCGAGGCCCGCUCUCAACCCGGCCCUGCCGAGGGAGCAAGUGAACCUAGCGGAGUGGGCGAUGCAGUGGCACCGCAAGGGCCAGCUGGAGAAGAUCAUCGACCCUCACCUGGUGGGAACCAUCAGUUCCGCCUCGCUGAAGAAGUACGUGGAGGCGGCGGAGAAGUGCUUGGCGGAGCACGGAGUGGACCGGCCGUCCAUGGGAGACGUCCUGUGGAACCUGGAGUAUGCCCUGCAGCUCCAGGAGGCUUCCAUGGGGCAGCCCAGCGACGACCCCGCCGAAAAGAGCGCCGCGAACAUUCCCCUGGAAAGCCCGGCCCGCAACGGCGACGACGUAUACGCCUUGACCGAUGACGACUCCACGCUGAUGGCAAAUCCACUGUGCCAAGGGAGGUGA
Messenger RNA from Musa acuminata subsp. malaccensis (wild Malaysian banana), 2619 nucleotides. RefSeq names its product probable receptor-like protein kinase At5g61350. Gene Ontology annotation, molecular function: transmembrane receptor protein tyrosine kinase activity; ATP binding. Lineage: Eukaryota; Viridiplantae; Streptophyta; Magnoliopsida; Zingiberales; Musaceae. Gene Ontology annotation, cellular component: plasmodesma; plasma membrane. The record is from RefSeq and is a predicted model, not a curated record. Gene Ontology annotation, biological process: protein autophosphorylation.